Messenger RNA from Hippoglossus stenolepis (Pacific halibut), 6294 nucleotides. It is a transcript of the gene sv2a, whose product is annotated as synaptic vesicle glycoprotein 2A. Gene Ontology annotation, cellular component: membrane. Lineage: Eukaryota; Metazoa; Chordata; Actinopteri; Pleuronectiformes; Pleuronectidae. The transcript has 13 exons. The record is from RefSeq and is a predicted model, not a curated record. Bases 330 to 2540 code for a protein of 736 amino acids. Gene Ontology annotation, biological process: transmembrane transport; chemical synaptic transmission. Gene Ontology annotation, molecular function: transmembrane transporter activity.
UGCGUAAGGGGGCGGAGGGGGAGGAGGGUGCAGCUCUGUGCUGCUACGUCAGUGCACAUCACAGGAGCGCACAGGACCUUUUCCUCUUCCAGGACUCGGGGUGACUCCCUGCACAGGAAGGCAAAAAAAAAAAGCAAGAAGCUAAUUCCGGUCACCCUGACACGAGCUGAGAUCCCCUCAAGAGGGUCCAACAGUGCAGUGGAGCAGGGAGCUGUCCGCGGUGCUGAAUUCACCAGCUCACAGAAAUCCCCCUCACACACUCAUGUGCUUUGGCCGCUCCUGAUACUUCUGAUUCAGCAGCAACUGACCGCCACCGCAACACACCCAAGAUGGACGACGACGGGCGCUACAGAGAUAACCGCUCAGACUUCCUCCGCGGCGCCAAGGACAUUGCCAAGGUGGCCAAGAAGCAGGUAGGCAAGAAGGUGGGGCGCGGCGUGGACAAAAUGGGCGACGAGUACACUAAGCGCUCCUAUAAGCGCUUCGAGGAGGAAGACGAUGACGACUACGCCGGCGUGGCAGGCAACGACGGUGGAUAUUACCGCAACGACAGCCGGGCCAAUGACGAGGAAGGCCACAGUGACUCCACUGAAGGACACGAUGAGGAUGACGAGAUCUACGAAGGCGAGUACCAGGGCAUCCCGAGGGCCGAGUCGGGCAAGGCCGGCAGCUUGGACGGGCCGACGGUCGCCCAGGCGCAGCAGUUCAAGGAUCUGUCGGCGUACGAGAGCGAGCGGAGGAAAGACCAGGAGGAGCUGGCUGAGCAGUACGAGACCAUCCUGCAGGAGUGCGGCCACGGGAGGUUCCAGUGGACGCUCUACUUUGUCCUGGGGCUGGCUCUGAUGGCAGAUGGCGUGGAGAUCUUCGUGGUCGGCUUCGUGCUGCCCAGUGCUCAGGUAGACAUGUGUCUAUCUGAGCCGAACAAGGGCAUGCUGGGUCUGAUUGUUUACCUGGGGAUGAUGGUCGGGGCUUUCGUGUGGGGAGGCCUCGCCGACCGGAUCGGCCGACGGCAGACGCUCCUCAUCUCCCUCUCCAUCAACAGCGUGUUUGCCUUCUUCUCGUCCUUCGUCCAGGGCUACACCUCCUUCCUCUUCUGCCGUCUGCUCUCUGGUGUGGGCAUCGGAGGCUCCAUCCCCAUCGUGUUUUCCUAUUACUCCGAGUUCCUGGCCCAGGAGAAGCGAGGAGAGCACCUGAGCUGGCUCUGCAUGUUCUGGAUGAUCGGCGGCAUCUACGCCUCCGCCAUGGCCUGGGCCAUCAUCCCACACUACGGCUGGAGCUUCCAGAUGGGCUCGGCCUACCAGUUCCACAGCUGGCGUGUCUUUGUGCUGGUGUGUGCCUUCCCCUCUGUGACGGCCAUCUGUGCCCUCACCACCAUGCCGGAGAGCCCCCGCUUCUUCCUGGAGAACGGGAAACACGAUGAGGCGUGGAUGAUCCUGAAGCAGGUCCACGACACCAACAUGAGGGCCAAAGGCUACCCGGAGAGGGUCUUCUCUGUGACCACCAUCAAAACUGUGAAGCAGAUGGAUGAACUGGUGGACCUGGGCGACAGUGCUGCCUGGCACCAGAAAUGGAGGCUAAAGCUCAGCACACUUUUUCAUCAGGUGUGGAGUAACUUCCUGACUAUUUUCUCCCCGGAGUACCGCCGCACCACCUUCAUGAUGAUGGCCGUGUGGUUCUCCAUGUCCUUCAGCUACUAUGGUCUGACAGUGUGGUUCCCCGACAUGAUCAAGUACCUGCAGAAGCAGGACUACGCGUCCCGCACCAAGGUUUUCGCCAAGGAGAAAGUGGAACAUGUGACCUUUAACUUCACCCUGGAAAACCAGAUCCACCGCCAGGGAGAGUACUUCAAUGACAAGUUCAUGAACCUGAGAAUGAGGUCCAUGGUGUUUGAGGACUCGCAUUUUGAGGAGUGUUACUUUGAGGACAUCACCUCCAGCAACACCUUCUUCAAGAACUGCACCUUCAUUGCCACGCUCUUCUACAACACAGAUCUCUUCAAGUACCGGUUGGUCAACUGCAAACUCCUCAACAGCACGUUCCUGCACAACAAAGAGGGCUGCCUGCUCAGCGACGUCAGUGACGACAACAAUGCCUACAUGGUCUACUUCGUCAGCUUCCUGGGCACCUUGGCAGUGUUGCCAGGCAACAUUGUCUCCGCGCUGCUCAUGGACAAGAUUGGACGACUGAGGAUGUUAGCGGGCUCCAGCGUGAUAUCUUGCAUCAGCUGUUUCUUCCUGUCCUUUGGCAACAGCGAGUCAGCCAUGAUUGCUCUGCUCUGCCUGUUCGGAGGAAUCAGCAUCGCCUCCUGGAACGCCCUGGAUGUGCUGACGGUCGAGCUCUACCCCUCUGACAAGAGAACCACAGCUUUCGGCUUCCUCAACGCCCUCUGCAAAUUAGCAGCCGUGCUGGGCAUAAGCAUCUUCACGUCGUUCGUGGGUAUAACCAAGGCGGUGCCCAUCCUCUUUGCCUCGGGGGCGCUGGCGGCGGGCAGCUUCCUGGCCCUCAAACUACCGGAGACGCGGGGCCGGGUGCUGCAAUAGUGAGUGUGGCUCCGACAACUUUUCCAGGGGGGCAGAAGAGUUUUUCGCCACACUGUGAACGAACCGCUCAAGAGCCCCCUCCCAGAUCCUACCUUCUAACCCCUCCCCCCAUAAUUAUAACGUUUGUGCACAAGCAGAGGAGUGCGACAUACAGUAGAUCUGCUGAGCUGUAAAUACUUAGGAUUGGUGAUUAUUUGGUUUGUGCCCCCCCUACAUGUUAUAAAGAUAAGUGCAGCUGUGACAAACCAUUACAAUGCCUGAAUAAGCCUCGAGACAAAUAGGUUAUUAUCCCUGCAGAUGAAAACAUGAGGCAAACAUGGUGUUGGGUUAGAGUGUAUUAAUUUAUAUCAGUGGAAAACAACAGUACUUUAAGAUUGAACCCCCCCCCCGAUAUAAGUACACACAGCUGGGGUUGGAGGUGAGGUCAUGGGGGCUCUUGAUAAUGAGCCAUGCAAAUAGACUUAUAAAAAUGACCACUAGCCAUUGUUGCAGAGUUCUCUCUCACCUCCAUUCAUCAAAUUACCUUUCACAUCUUCAGUACUUUGACAUUGGUGGACGUAGAAUCAAAAGUUUUGACAUUUAUGCCUUUAUUUGAAGCAUUUUUGACUUCACGAGGCAAAACCAAGACGCCACCUCACUUGGUUUCCUCUUUAACAAAGACCCGUCCUCAUCCUCUGUCGCCCGAGGGUCUUGUGUCGGUGAACAGACUGCCAUUUUAUAGAUUUUAGAACAUUCCAGGGUUGUUUGGGUGCGAUAUGGAGAUAAAUCGAGCCCCUUUUUCCCUUUACAACAUUGUUUUUGAUCACGUCUCUGUCACGGGGUCAUUGAGAUCAAACACAUUUCCCACGCUGAGUCAAAUCUGUGUUCUGCCAUUUCAUUACAAAGGUGAAGCUUUCUGUUGACAUUCACACUUAAAGCACAACCAUCAGCCUGACAAGUGACUGUCCUGAACAUUUUUCCUGAUGUGAUGAAAAUGUUCAGACUCUCUCAUUUUUCCAGUCAUAUUGUGUUUCCCCUUUGUGAGAAAUGACUUUUUUUUAGUACCUCUCCUCCCAGAGGGUGUUUGUCUCUUGGAGGUUGUUCUGCAUGGAAGGAUGUUUGUAACUUUAACUGAGAGUACAACAUGUUAACAGCAUCUCGGAACAUGUUGCGUGUGGCUCACAUCUCCAUACGACUUCUGAUCCACAAGAGACUGCACAGUGCUUUUAUUCUAACAGCGACACCAUAAUGAAUCUUACCCCUCUGUCCUCAGAGCACACUGCACAAGAUAGGUUCAUAUCAGAGUAAAAAUAUAUUAAAGCAAUCAAAAAGCGUAAAAACAAGUUCCACAGAAAAGCUACACCUUUAGUUUGAGUGGUUCUGGUGCAGGCCCAACGUGUGGUGAGUGUGUAAGAUCUAAAUCUAAUUCUUUGUGUGAACUGAAUGUUUAUAUUAAUGUGAGUGUGCUUCUUAGUGCAAUAUUGAACCUCUCUGCAAUAUUGAGAUUUUAUUCUAUUUAUUAGUUAAUUUAUUUUUUUGUGUCUUUUUAGAAUUUCACAUCUGGCAAACUCUUUUUUUACUGGUUAACGGAAUGCCGGGUAGAGCUGUCUCAUAUUGACAACCGAACAUGGUGCGACGACAUACUGGACAUGCAAGUGUUAAAGAUUAGAGGCUGCUCAGUGUCAGCGGGGGAGAAAAUAUGGAAAUUGUUGGAAAAUACUGCAUCCAAACUAAAAAACCUAAUUAUUAACACAUUAAAUCGUGUUUAAUCGCAGUUGAAAACGAUGAUUCCGAUGAUGAGGGUAGGAAUUUGGACCUUGUGUUUUCUUGUGCUGUUUUCUUUUUUUAUACAAAUGUAGCUACAACAUGAGAUUCACCUUCGAGAACUCACUGCCAAGGGCUGAUUGUCAUAUAUCCCCCACACACACACACACACACACAGGUAACAGCACAGAGGGGCUGCGGAAAAAAUAACGCCACAUAACCCCCCCCCGAUCUAGACAAGUAAGCGUGAUAUGUUCACAAUUGCAAGGGAUGAGACAAGAAAAAACAAUCAUUGAAAUGUCUGAUUAAUUAAACUGUUUUUGUCCAAACUGCCAUUUUGUAGGAUAGCAGCCAUACAUAGACUCGAGACAGUUGAAACAAAUAGACAACCCAUUGCACUAAGAGUACACUGUCGUACAUGCACAAUUGUGAAUGCCUUGCUCAAGGCCCAGUUGUCACGCCUUGUUCUUCUUCUAGACACAUCCUGACGCAGCCUUGCUAGAGGUUUAAAGACGAACCGCGUCGAGGGUUCAGCAAGAGCACAAAGACCAAAAUCUACCAAAUGACGAUCUUUAGUGAACGUGAGUGCAGUUGUGAACAUAGGUGCUUCGAGCUUUGAUGACCUGCCCCUUACAUCUCACCGUCUAAUUUCAAAUUUGACAUCUGAGCCAUUAAUCUAUGAGUGUGCCAUGAGUUCCACCUCUCAUGAAUUAUUGCCAAAUAUUUUAUAUGGCCUGAGUUUACACAUUACACCAUCAGUUCUCUGUAAUAGCUAUGAAUAUAUGUAAAUAAAAAGGAAUACAAAAAAAAUAACUAUAACUAAUAAGAUAGCUCUUCAAACCUUCCGACCCCUGGGAAUAUACUAUAUAACAGUCAGUCUUUGUAGGUUUUCAACUAUCGUUUGUGUGAGACAAGAGCAGCUGGACUUGUUAUUGUUAUUUUUCACAACUCCUCUGAAAACUUUUCUUUAAGAGUCCAGAUGCUCUUGUUUUUAAAACUUCAAGAAAUAACGGCUUCAGGAGCCAAAGUGGCCAGAAAGUCAGAAAGCAGAAUUCGCCCCAGAUCCCCUCUUCAAAGCACAUCGAUCGUAUAUUUAACGCUCAUUAACUGUACAAAUAGAAAAGCAAUGAGCUAGCACGGGCAGUCCUACUCUCUGUGUGUUGUCCUGUAUCACCCACGGAGUUAAGAACAACGAUGUCAAGGUAACUGUUGUGUUCGUUCAAUAAACAACGCUAAUCCUGUCUCAGUGACUCAGUUCAGGCUCCGUCCAAGUCAAGAUUGUCUCUCGUAGGUACAUAUCUUAGCUUAUGUUACAGGGUCUUUUUUGUAUAAUUAACUUGUUGCCUGGGCAACAGCCAAUGGUGAGUGCAAGAAGUUAACAAAGCAAUAAGUGUUUGGAUAUUUGUCUCUUAUUCUCUCCUCCGAAGCUAUUUGGGAAUUGGAGCACGUCACUAUAUGCCGGCCUUGUCCACUUAAAAUUCAAUAAUCACACAGGACUAAACAGCUGACAUUCAAUGUGUGUACUCUGGAAAACAACUCAAGGGUCCUGAGGCUUUUUGUCAAUAAGAUUGCAUUGCCAUUAAUUAAAUGUAACAAAACAAUUUAUCACCUUUGUCAUUGUAUCGUGCUGUAGAAACCGUAGUUGACUGUUUGUGAGUAUAGAAACCGUUUGUGGAACCACGAAUACAAAAGAAAAUGCUAUAAAAAAGGAAGUGUAAAUGAACAAUGCUGUAUGUUGUCUUUGAUUUUGUGCAUUUUGUAAAUGAGAAUGAAAUAUAAGUAAAUACAUCAAUGUGACAUACCAGUUAUGGACCAUAGUUAGCCUAAAUGUGACGACACCAGUUCUGUUUAAAAAGGUGUGUGAGACUUUUUUCUUAUAUUUUCUUCAUUGUUGAUUUUGGAUCGGGUUUGCACUUUGUUGUGCAACUGAGCCCUUGGAAUCACAAUGAUUAACAAAGAACCAUGAAGAAUAAACAAAUGGGAAAAAAAUCAAUAAAGCAAAUCCUGGUCA